UGCCAGCUUCUCUCCUCUCCCACCCACGGUAGUGGUGGGAGCCUCCGCUGGGAAGAGCUUUGAGCCUACCUCCGGAGAGGCAGCAUGAGAAGGGAAUUUUGACCAGUCUCCUGGUAUCUGGUUGCGGAGAUGGUGCAGUCCCCUCUUGUGCUGCCGCUGCUGGCAGAUAGGGUUUGAGAGGGCGUGAUCCCAGCGGCUGCCGCGCUGACUGUUCAAUGUUCCAAACCCAUCCAAGGAAGUAACACUCUCCCCUUCGGGGAGGCUGUAAAAUGCAUGUUAUGAAUUGUCUCUCCUUGGUCAAUGAUAAAGAAAAUGGGGCAAUUCCAGUUGCAACGGGAUUAAUGAGCGAGGAUACAGCGACAGCGCCUCAAAUUUCUCAGCCUGGAGCAUCGCCGCCCCCCGCGCCAUGUCCCCUCGCAGGGGCUCCCGCAGCCCCUCCGCUCCCCCCGGGAAUGCCGCCCCCACCACCACCCCCUCCUCCACUGCCUGGCCCCAACAUACCUCUGCCUCCACAGCUGGUAAAUGGGCACGACAGCCACGGCAAAAAAAAGCGAAUGCGGAGCUUUUUCUGGAAAACUAUCCCUGAAGAACAAGUUCGUGGUAAAAACAAUAUCUGGACAAUUGCUGCAAGACCACAGUAUCAAAUCGAUACAAAGACAAUUGAGGAACUUUUUGGGCAGCAGGAGGAAGCCAAACCCCAGGACUCCCGAAGCCGAUCUUUGAAGUCUUCGUUUAAAGAGACUAAAGAGGAGGUGUCCAUUUUGGAUGCAAAACGAAGUAUGAACAUUGGGAUAUUUCUCAAACAAUUCAAAAAGUCUGCCGAAUCCAUCAUUGAAGAUAUUUAUCAUGGAAGAAGUCAGCCCUAUGGUUCUGAACUGCUACACGAAUUUCUUAAAUUAUUACCGGAAGCAGAGGAGGUAAAGAAAUUAAAAGCCUUUGAUGGAGAUGUAUCAAAACUGUCUCAAGCUGAUUCCUUCAUGUACUUACUAAUCCAGGUGCCAAACUAUGCUCUUAGGAUUGAAGCCAUGGUGUUGGAGAGGGAGUUCUCACCCUCCUGUGCUUCUCUACAGGAUGACAUGAAAAUUAUAAGACGGGCAACAAAAGAACUAAUGACUUGUGAGGAGCUGCAUUCCAUAUUGCACUUGGUCCUUCAGGCUGGGAAUAUUAUGAAUGCGGGAGGUUAUGCUGGCAAUGCUGUUGGAUUCAAGCUGUCGUCGCUGCUCAAGCUGGCAGACACGAAAGCAAACAAACCUGGGAUGAGUCUGCUGCAUUUUGUUGCUCUGGAAGCCCAAAAGAAAGAUGCUGCUCUUCUCAACUUUUCAGAAAAAAUUAGGAGUGUUCAUGAUGCCGCCAGGUUAUCCAUUGAUAGUGUAGAAGCAGAGCUGCACUCGCUGUCUGUCAAGACAAGAUCUGUUAAAGACAGCAUCCGACGAGACCCAAAACUCUUUCACCAGAUGGAAAGCUUUCUCCAGUUUGCUGUAAGGCAUCUAAAGGAGCUUGAACACCAGAAACGAGAACUGCAAAAGGAGGGAAAUGCUCUCAUUGACUUUUUCUGUGAAGACAAAGAAACGAUGAAGUUGGAUGAAUGUUUCCAGAUAUUUAGGGACUUCUGCAUAAGAUUCAACACAUCUGUUAAGGAGAAUAGGGAACGAGAGAUCCAGGAACUCCAUAGUCUGCAAAGGCGAAAGGAGCUGGAGGAGAAGCGCCGAUCCUGGGCAGCUGGAGAGCUUGGGAGCUUUGGGCGGAGCAGCAGUGAAAAUGAUGUAGAGAUGUUGGCUAAAAACGGACUCGGAGAAUUUCUUCCCUUCUUGCAGCAGAGGCCUCAAAGCCCUUUGUACAGAAACACAAAUUCCAGACGCUCUCGACUUUCUUUGGGGAUGACUGCAGACAGGGAGUUGCAGAGUUUCCUGGAAAUCUCCAAAGACGAGGAUCCAAACAAGUUUAACAGCCUUCCCCGUGCAAACACCCGACAAGCAAAACCUAACGUAGCCUGGACGGAAUCCAAAGAAACAAGAGAUCUCAACUUAAAUACCUUGCACUUACACCAACAGUCUGAAAUGGAAGUGAGAAGUGGUGGCCCCGUGCAGGUGCCUCCAGCUCAGCCCAGUCACCUCAGCGGCUCAGGUGGUCCUGGUGCCCAUUACUCACAGAGGAGCACCGACUACAACUUGCACACUUCCAACGUGUCCUGUGAGGAGUCCACAGAUAUAAAUGCUCUGGCCCUUGCAAUUGAGGAGCGUGAACUUGUUAAAGGGUUACGUAAGUUUGAUAUUCAAGGAGCAAAGCCUGCAGAAGAUGCACCUUUAAUAUAUUUAGAGGAUGCUGGCGGGACAGACCUGGAGACUCUGGAUGAUCUGAGCUUCCAUUCCCUGAGCACUGCCGAUGAUGAGCUGCCUCCAGCUUGCAGGAGUUCCAGAGAGGCCCGUGACCAUCAAGCCAAGGCAGUGGGUUGCAAGAAUGAAGCUUUAGAGCCCAGCAGCAGCAGCCCUAUGUCUGUGGAUACAAGUGUUUCAGGAAGUAGGGAAGAUGGGCCAGUGUGCUACAUGUCAGAUACCACGACUGAUUGUUCUUUGACAUUGGACUCUGAAGAGGGAAACGAUUUUAAAUUGGCAGGCAACGAAAUAAGAAGUGAGGCUGGCAAAGCGUGCUCUUCUGGCAAUGAUGCUCAACACAAGGCUAGAUCUUUCUUCUCAAACUUGAAUUCCACCUCUGACAAGGACCUGUCUCUUCACACUUCUGCCAAUAAGGAUGAUACUGAUAGCAAGCACACCCUUCCUAAAGAAAAACCCAUAAAAAAUAAAGAUCUAGUAGGACCAAAGACAAACUCUCUAAAAGAUCGAUCUCCAAGCUCCACAAAAUCCAGUGGCACUCGCCCUAGCCACACAGCUCCUUCCAGACCUGUCAGAACUUUGAAUGCCUCUGAGAAUGAAAGUAUGAGGAAAGUGGUGCCUAUUUCUCGGUCAAGCAGGGCACCCAGCAGUGUGAAAAAGCCAGAAGCCAAGCCAGCCCUUCGUGAAAGCAGUACAGUGGAGAGUCGGCUGUCUCAUCGCAGCUCUGUCCGAGGCACAACAGACACGCUGCCAAGAAGUCCCUACAGGCACAGCAUGUCACUAGAAGAGCCAAAGUUACGAAGGGGCACUGUCACCUCAAGCAGUGCUCAUUUCGAGAGGGACAGAGUCGCUCUCAAGAAGCCAGUCUCUAAACCCAUUAGGAGUAAUGUCAAAUCAAAGACAGAUGAAACAAAGAUGUGUCGCUCCAGUGUGAAACCCCAGACCCCUGCAGAUGACACCAAGGUUGCCACAGUCAGUAUUCCCAAAGCACCACCUGCUGUCCCAAACUUUGCAAGGAAUACAGUGGCCUCUUCUUCAAAGCGUGCAAAAGUGGAUCUAUCCAGCUCAUCCAGACCUCCACCCAUCACAAGGUCUGUGUCCCAAAGGCUGCCUAAAGUGAAGCCAGCAGCGACCUCUGAUGAUCCAAAUCCAAAGGAGAACAGUGUGAGUACUUUAAAGAGAGCAAAUAGUGCCAGAGUGGUUGGAAGAAGCAUUCUGCAGGGAGAAGCUGUCAGCACGAAAGCAGAGCCUGCACCAAAGGAACAGGGAACAGUGGAAAAGGCAUCUCUUAAACUGAAGGAUGCAAACAGAACCACAAUUGGUAAAAUCCUGAAGCCAUUAUUGAAAUAAGGGAGAGGGGUUUUUUAACUUUGGAAUGUGAACUCUUGUCCAAGCACUGGAUGUCUGUGUAGUGAAAUUCCUUAAAACACUAACCUUGCCAAUACAUGGCAUCAUGUGCUUAUUGAAGAACGGCACACUAUUGGAAAAGGGCAAGUAGCUGUGUUCUGGUCUAAAUCCUUUUUUAUGAAUUUGAAUGUAUUUAAAGCUACUGUGAUGGAAUGUGAGCAGAACAGCAAAUCUUCGCAUUUGUGAUAAAAAAAGUUACCAAAAGCCAAAAAGUUUUAAGAAUUUUUAACUACGAGAUGAAACACUUUGUGACAGAAAACGUGGAUUAAGGCCAGUUUUUUUGUGUAUAUAAGUUUCUUCCUAGGACUCAAGCCCUUGUGCUUGUUGGUUUCUUAUUUGAUGUCAAAAUGAAUCCUGUGGAACAGUACUGAAAUGAACUUAGGUGAUUGUGCUUUCCAUUGCUUUCAGUUUCUUGGAUUCGGGAGCUCUUUUUGCCUGUUGCAAAGUCCAUUGCUGGCAAUUGGACAGACUGGGAACUGCUGGCCAAAAAACUGUAAAACAAGACGUUUGCUGUUUAUGGCUGUCUUUAACCUCCCUGAAGAAUUUAUAGCAUGUUUUAUGAAUGUGUAUGUGUGUCUGGGGAAGGCUUUCUGCUGGGCAGGAGGCUUGUUCUCCAAGAAUGCAUUGUCUUGCAUGCACAAGUGGAUAUGGCUGGUGCUGCAUUGGAUAGCACAGCUGGAGGCUGUGCCUGUUGGAAGGGCCAUUGGCAUGACGACUACUCCUGACUUGUUUUGAUCUCAAGCAAACUUGCCAGCUUUUGGUCAUACAGAAGUGCCAUAUAUUUAUGAUACAUAUCAGGAUGUUUGCAGUUCAGCUCUUGAAGGCUGCAAUGUAGUGCCGAGCACUUUCUUACCAUUCCAUGUUUCCACUGGUUUGUAUACUACCAAACUACUUGAAUGUUGCAAUGGCUCUGAUUGAGCCAUUAGUUUCCCUGCCUCCUCCUCCUCCUCCACUCCUUCUCCUUGUCAACAAGAAUAUUUAGCAUGAAACACAGAGCUUACGCAUGACAAUGUUUUUGUAGAGUUCUUUGGUUGCUUCAAAUGUGGUUUUUAAUGUUUAAAGACUCUAAAGGAAUUCAACUAGCAUUUGAUAAGCUUUUUGCAAAUUAAAACCAUCCCUUUUUACCUGCAGAUACAAAUUUUAACUUCUGUCAGACUAAGAUACGGAGAAUGAGGGAAAACUCAUUCAGCAUGCUGUGCAUCUUCCCAAGAGAAAUGUAUUUAGGUGGGGAAAGUGCUGUUCUCCUGAGCAUUUUAUUUAAAGAAUUGCCUUUUAUUCACUUACAAAUGAAGCCUCAUUUAAGAAUAAAAUAAAAACAAAAGGGAAAUCUCUUUGGACAAGUGGCAUUGACAUACUAGUGCUAGAUCUGUUUGUCUGCUCUAUCCCUCCGUGCUGGGAGAGUGUAAUUCAUUGAGAAUGAGGUCACAUGCUUCUCACGGGCUGGUAUCAGGGACAGCUAACUCUGAGGUUUGAAUCUGGCAAGGGGCCUUUGGCUCCUCCCACAUACCAGCCAAUCUUGAUGCAGACAUCAUACCCAAACACCAUAAAGUAUUGCACAGGGCCUCUUGUUUGAGUCUGUCCCACGGGAAGAAUUUAUAGAGCCCACUUUUCUGCAAGGGAAAAUAUUUUGCUUUUUGGAUAAGCUUUUUGGAUACUGCCUCCAUUGUGGGUUAGAUACAAAAGCAUCUCCCUUCUUACUUGUAUCUGUGUGGAUGUAUGCACAUCUGCAAGAGCAGAUGAUUGACAUUUUUCCUUUUUUUUUUUAAAGAAAGCAACAAAUUUUAUUGGUAGCAAGCCUGAAAAAUAAUUUAAAUGUGUUUGGAACAUGUAAAUAAAUUUCUAUAAUUUCUUUUCUGUGUAAAAGAAACCCAACUGUAUUUAAUGGAACAUUUAUACAUUUCGGAGUAACUCGCUAGUUUAAUAAAGUUCCCAUUUACUGGG
This is a messenger RNA of Haemorhous mexicanus (house finch), 5678 nucleotides long. RefSeq names its product FH2 domain containing 1 (gene FHDC1). Lineage: Eukaryota; Metazoa; Chordata; Aves; Passeriformes; Fringillidae. The transcript has 12 exons. Bases 270 to 3680 code for a protein of 1136 amino acids. The record is from RefSeq and is a predicted model, not a curated record.